Diatraea saccharalis (sugarcane borer) is the source of this 999-nucleotide messenger RNA. NCBI's taxonomy places the organism in Eukaryota, Metazoa, Arthropoda, Insecta, Lepidoptera, Crambidae. The record is from the annotation of a GenBank genome assembly.
AUGAUUCAAAACAUUGUCUUGUUGGCAACAUUCCUUCAACUAACCAAAGUGACAUUGGUCCACACCGCGAAACAGCAUGUUCAGCUAUCCGAUUCGUAUCUACCAGUGGCGAUGCAAGUGAUAGCUCAUCUCACAGACCAAAUGGCAUACGAGGUUAAAGAUGAGCCACAGCCAACCACUAAACCUCCGAAGGCAACCACUAAAGCGCCUAAGCCGACCAUCAAACCCACCAAGGCUCCUUGGAAACCGACAAGUAAACCACAGCUAGAUAUCACAACGCCACAUCAUAAUCCUGGUUUGUACGCUCCAUUCGCACCGCCAAAACAAAACGAAAGACAAAUAGCCAAAACCCAAUUUGUGCUACUUCCAUUGGAAAGUAAUUCUGAAUACACCGUGAUUCAACCGCCAGAACGGAAGACUGAAGAACCAUUACUUUCCAUACACAAUGAAGAAGUUAAACCUUUGAUGGAGCCAAGUCCUGAAGAAAUGCCAUUGCUUCCACCGCACUUCGAUGCUGAUAAAAUAUCGAGAUCUGAUAUUUUGAACAUUGACGAGGAUUUAAAUGACGAUGGGUUACAGUAUUUAUCGCAUACAGUUAGGGAAAUGAUAAGAAUGGCGAAUGAUGAUAAUGAUGAGAGGGUAGUGGAUGUAUGGGAAGGGCUAAGAUCAGGACCGGAGCCAACACAGAAGGUGAAACUGUCAGGUUCGAAUCUGAGGCUUCUGCUGUUGUAUGAUUUAUUAAGCAGGGAGGCGAAGAGACAACGUCUCUCAGACUAUGGUGGCUUCUCCCCAGAUGUGAUGAAGAACCUAGUGGACUCGUCUAGUGGUAGUGCGCGCGAUCAACUUAAGAUGGCGCUCUCCAAAAUGGUGGACCGACGCGACUGCGAACACCAGUACGCGAAUAACCGCGCACGCGAAAUGGUUUCAGAAUUGGAGCGCGAUGAGUCAGCCCUAUCGUCUGAAUUGAGAUAUUUACAACCUCUAAAUUAUGUCAAUUAA